Messenger RNA from Exophiala aquamarina CBS 119918, 1452 nucleotides. RefSeq names its product MFS transporter, FHS family, L-fucose permease. Gene Ontology annotation, biological process: transmembrane transport. Lineage: Eukaryota; Fungi; Ascomycota; Eurotiomycetes; Chaetothyriales; Herpotrichiellaceae. Bases 1 to 1452 code for a protein of 483 amino acids. Gene Ontology annotation, molecular function: transmembrane transporter activity. The transcript is spliced from 3 exons. The record is from RefSeq and is a predicted model, not a curated record.
AUGGGGUUCAAACAGAUACUCUCGAAGCGGUCGGCCCUUCGUACCAAGAACACCGACAUCACUGUCGCCGCUCAACUGACACUCCGCCAAUCACUGUGGCCUUUGAGUAUUGUGACGAUCUUGUUCUUCCUUUGGGGGUUUGCCUAUGGGUUGCUCGACACCCUUAAUAAACACUUCCAGAACACUCUCGACAUCACACGAACCAGAUCUUCGGGGCUUCAGGCUGCCUACUUUGGUGCCUAUCCUCUCGCAUCACUGGGCUAUGCGAACUGGAUACUGAGACAUUGGGGCUACAAAUCGGUUUUCAUCUUUGGGCUUUGCCUCUAUGGAAUCGGUGCCCUGAUGAUGUGGCCCGCUGGCGUCUAUCGUUCCUUCGGUGGUUUCUGCGGUGCUACGUUCAUCAUCGGUUCCGGUCUGGGAUCGUUGGAAACUGCUGCGAACCCUUAUCUUGCGGUGUGUGGACCGCCUCGCUAUGCAGAGAUUCGCAUCAAUUUUGCUCAAGCCUUCAAUGCGGUGGGAACCGUAGUCGGGCCCGUCCUGGGAUCAUACGUCUUCUUCGUUUCCACAGAAGAUACUGUACAGGCACUCAAGAGCGUGCAAUGGGUGUACCUGGGGAUCGCGAUUUUCGUAUUCAUCCUGGCAUUUGUAUUCUACAUCUCAUACAUACCCGAGAUCACGGACGCAGACAUGGAGUUCCAAGUCCAGGAGACUCACGUACAGGGUUCCGAGCUGCCGUUUCGCAAACAAUACCGGGUCUUCCACGCGGCGUUCGCACAGUUCACGUACUGCGGCGCGCAGGUCGCGAUCGCGAGCUACUUCAUCAACUAUGUCGUGGAGACGCGGCCCGGCACGAGUAGUUCACUGGGAGCCAAAUUCCUUGCCGGCGCACAAGGUGCAUUCACCGUGGGGCGCUUCUCUGGCACGCUGUUGAUGCACUACGCAAGGCCGCGAUGGGUUUUCCUCGUGUACCUGGCCGGUGUGGUAAUCUUCCUCGGCGCCGCGACAGGGACAAGGAACAACACCGGCCUCUCGAUGAUGUUCAUUGUAUUGUUCUUCGAGAGCGUCUGUUUCCCGACCAUCGUCGCCCUCGGCAUCCGCGGAUUGGGUCGGCAUUACAAGAGAGGCUCCGGCUUAAUCGUCGGCGGCGUCAUAGGCGGCGCGUGCGUCCCUGCUCUCACCGGCAAAGUGGCCGAUAUCUAUAACGACACCGGAAAAGCAAUGGUAGUCCCUACCAUGUUCAUGGUCGCGACUCUGACAUACGCCCUCUGCGUGAAUUUCGUCGCGUACUACCGCGUCCCCGCCGAUCUGGUGGGUGAUAGCACGAUUGGACUCACGAACACGGCCGGCUUGAACUCAGAUGAGGAGAAGAAUGCCCAGGUUGCUGAUGGACGGGUUAGGGAUGGGGCUCAAGUGAUCGAGGUCGAGAAACUCGAGGCCAGAGGUGCACAUUGA